AUGGCUCUUGAGGUCCCUGUGGCCACUCGGGCCCUGGGGCUGAGCGCGCUUGGGCUGCAGCUUUGUGCACCGUUUGCACCUCCGACCCGCCUCGGAGCAUCACCCAUCUGGCCUGGCGGGGAAGCUGAAAGAUGCAAGGAUGCGAAGACGGAGGCUUGGAGCGCCCGGGCUCGCUGCGCGCUCGCCGCCCCCAUCGUGGCCUCCCGCGGCGCGGGCACCCUACUGACCGAGUUCAACGCUGCCUACGUGCCCCCCGGCCUCAUGGCCGGGUGGCAAGGAAAGCCACCUGGCGUGGCCUUCUCCUUCGGCUCCCCCCACGGCACCACCACGCUCAAGUACUGCCAGGAGCAGCGCAACGCAGCCCUGGAGAAGAGCCGCGCUCCCUUCAGCAAAGGCGGCCACUUCCCAGCCAUCUUGUCCCUAAAACCCAACCAAGUGCUGAGUGACCGCUGGCUGCGCGCCCCCAGCUGCACCCGCUUCAACCUGGACAGUAGCCGCUCGGCCGAGCUCUAGCGCUUCUAGCAGAUGACACAGCAGCAUCGGGAGUACUAGCAAGACAAGACGGUGGUGCCCCGGGUCCCCUACUUCGUGCUGCCUGUGAGGGAGUGGGAACGGUACCCCAUCCCCACCGACCUGCCUCCUCUGGGCCCGAAGAAGAAGUGGCACCUUUUAAGAGCAUCCCCUGAGAACCUGAGGACCUACCAGACAUUCCCAUCAGGGAAGAGGGUCUCCCCACCGGAGCGGCAGAUGCGGGACUGCUACUUUGAGCUCAGAGCAUGA
Physeter macrocephalus (sperm whale) is the source of this 780-nucleotide messenger RNA. It is a transcript of the gene CIMIP2C, whose product is annotated as ciliary microtubule inner protein 2C. NCBI's taxonomy places the organism in Eukaryota, Metazoa, Chordata, Mammalia, Artiodactyla, Physeteridae. The record is from RefSeq and is a predicted model, not a curated record.